This is a messenger RNA of Lytechinus pictus (painted urchin), 8416 nucleotides long. RefSeq names its product cyclin-G-associated kinase-like. Gene Ontology annotation, biological process: dephosphorylation; regulation of clathrin-dependent endocytosis; protein phosphorylation. Gene Ontology annotation, molecular function: AP-2 adaptor complex binding; protein serine/threonine kinase activity; ATP binding. The transcript has 22 exons. The record is from RefSeq and is a predicted model, not a curated record. Bases 444 to 4601 code for a protein of 1385 amino acids. NCBI's taxonomy places the organism in Eukaryota, Metazoa, Echinodermata, Echinoidea, Temnopleuroida, Toxopneustidae. Gene Ontology annotation, cellular component: cytoplasm.
GACUGAAGCCCUUUGGAAUUUUGAUCAAAAAGCAAUAUAGGCUUCGAUCCAAUUAAAAAAGUAAUAUUUUCAUAUUUAAGUUUUUAGUGAAAUAAAAAGUUAUAUUCCUCAAGCUCAACUAGGGUCUAUCCCUUAUACCCGUCACACAUGAUUGUAGGUUCAUAACAUACCCGGAUAAAUAUAUAUAUUUUUUUUAAAUAUUAUUCAUCUUCAGCAUUCACCUUUAAUAAUCAAUCCUUCUAUCAACCACAGUGCACAGAGAUCAGUGCUAUCAACUGGCGAUUUGUGCAAGGUCGAGUUGUAAAGUACCACGGCGCACGUAAAAUACACGAAAGUGGUUGACGAGGAGGCAAGCUGACUGAUCCGAAGAUUUGCGAGAACGUUUAAAAUGUAUUAAAUGCAUUAUAAUUUCAUUUUGAACUUGUUAUGUGCCCAUCUCAAUAAUGUCUGAUUUAUUCAAAUCGGCGUUUGGAUUGCUUGGCAGUCAGAGCGAUAGAGGAAGUGAUUUUGUUGGUCAGCAGGUCGAACUCGGCGACACCAAGCUGCGAGUGAGGAGAGUUAUCGCCGAAGGAGGGUUUGCAUUUGUCUUUGUUGCUCAAGAAAACAAUACUGGAAAGGAAUUUGCUCUUAAGAGACUUUUGGCUAAUGAUGAGGAAAAAUCCAAAGAGAUUCUCCAGGAAAUUGCCAUUCUUAAAAGGUUAUCAGGUCACCCAAGCAUCGUCCAGUUCUUCUCUGCUGCAUCCAUCGGGAAGGAUGAUACAGACCAUGGUCAAUCAGAAUACCUUCUUCUGAUGGAGCUGUGUCCUGGAGGACAGCUAGUGGAUGUUAUCAAUCAGCGUUCCAUGCCACUCAGCUGUGAUGAGGUCCUGCAAGCAUUCUACCAGGCAUGCCGUGGUGUGCAGCACAUGCAUAAACAGACGCCUCCAGUCACACAUAGGGAUAUCAAACUUGAGAAUUUUUUGAUUGGUAGUAAGAAGACAUUGAAGCUUUGUGAUUUUGGUAGUGCUACCAGUAAAUCCUACCAUCCUGAUUCAUCAUGGAGCUCACUCAAAAGAACCACAUUAGAAGAUGAGUUGGCUAGACACACUACACCAAUGUACAGACCUCCUGAAAUCUUGGACCUUUAUCAGAACUUUCCAAUUAGUCAUGCCAUGGAUGUAUGGGCAUUAGGAUGUAUGUUGUAUACCAUGUGCUAUAGACAGCAUCCCUUUGAAGACUCAGCAAAGCUUAGAAUAAUCAAUGCAAACUAUGCCAUUCCAGAGGAUGACCAAGAAUACAUGAUUUUACAUGAUCUUAUACGUGCAAUGUUACAAGUAGAUCCACGCAGCAGACCUCCUGUGGAGGUUGUCAUUGCUCAACUUCAGGAAAUUGCAGCUGCUCGAGAGGUGACAUUGAAAGGCCCUUUGAGAUUACUUGAGACCAGUCCAGUCCAAACCACUGCCAGUCCUGCCAAGAAACAACCAGAAAAAGAAGCUGUACCUGAAUCUACCGACUCAGGAGGAAACUUUCUAGGGAUGAUGAAAGGAGCUGGAGGGAAUCUUCUACGGAACCUCAAAGACACCUCCAAUAGGGUUGCACAGACAGUAGCAAGUUACACCAAGUCAGAGCUGGAUAUAUCAUACAUCACCAGUAGGAUCAUUGUUAUGUCGUUUCCUGCCGAGGGCUUAGAGUCCACUUACAAGAAUGGUAUUGAUGAUGUCCGAAGCUUCCUAGAUACCAGGCAUGCUGGCCGUUACCAUGUCUUCAAUCUAUCACAAAGGACGUAUCGACCUAUCAAGUUUGAAAAUAGAGUUUCGGAUUGUGGGUUCCCUGCCAAGAGACCACCAAACCUAGUUCUCCUGUAUCAUGUGUGUAGGAAUAUGUAUCUCUGGAUGCAAAGGGAUCCCAAGAAUGUGUGUGUUGUACAUUGUGUGGAUGGCAAGGCCUCUUCAGCUACGAUAGUCUCUUCCUUCCUUACAUUCUGUCGUCUGUUUAGUACGGUAGAUGUCAGUCUCUAUAUGUUCUCCGUCAAGCGAGGGCCUCCUGGCAUCACACCGUCUCAGAAGAGGUACAUGGAGUAUAUCUGUGGUAUGCUGUCUCCUACUGCCCCUAUCAAACCUCAUCAGAGAGUACUCCUUAUUAGAAGCCUGAGACUCACUCCAGUACCACUCUAUAACAAGAUGAGGAGUGGUUGCCGUCCAUUUUGUGAGGUGUUUCAUGAUGAGGAAAGGAUUCUGUCCACAUCACAAGAGUAUGAGAGGAUGAGGGGUUUUGAGGUCGAGGAUGCUAGUGCAUUCAUCGAUCUAAAUAUCCCUGUGUGUGGUGAUGUUAUGAUUGUAGUUUAUCAUGCCCGGUCAACCUUUGGUGGAAAAGUACAAGGAAAGGUGACUGGUCUGAAAAUGUUCCAGUUUCAGUUCCAUACUGGAUUUAUAGAACCAGGAACUCAAGAGAUUGAUUUCACUAGAUAUGAGCUAGACUUCUUUGAACAGGAUAAGUUUGCUGAGCAUUUCCAUGCCAGUCUGGAGGUAGUGGUCUCAGAGAAAGAUAGACCAUCACAGAAACCUGCUCCUUGGACCACGUUUGAGACUAAGAGACUCACUCCUAAGUAUUGCUUCUCGGGCGAGGAUGAGUGGGACAGUGUCAAAGCUCAGUUUGGUAAGAUGGAUGAGAAAGCCCAGCGAAGAUUAGAGAAGGAGCGAUCUGAGAAACAGUCAUCUGAGAAUAAGCCCAGUGCUCCUCGGCAGGCAUCCCCUCCUCCUCAACAGACCGCUCCUGAAGCUGCUCCUGCAGGUGGACAAACUGACAAGAAACCAUUCUUUCAGACGUUGGAUUGGCAACAGCGUGGUUCUCAAAAGACAGAAGGACAUGUCAAGCUACCAACACAGGAAAAUGAGACUUUGAUCGACGAUGAUGAUGAUAGCGAUGAUGACUUCAAUACUUUCCAAGCUCAACGCAUGAAUGAGAUGACUGCAAACAGUGAGCAAGGUCAGCAGAGCCAGUCACAAGGAGGUAGUGAUGCUAAUUUCUUUCAGUCGGAUCCAAAUGACACAUCCCAGAGCAGCACCACUCAGGAGGAUUUGUUUGCAGAUUUCUCGUCCGCAAUGUCACAGUCCGAACAAACAACCGAUCUCUUGAACAUAGGUGGUGAUAGCACACCUGCAGCCCAGCCAGCAGCAGAGCCAGACCUCAUGGCUCCACCUACCAGAGACCCUACUAAUUUUGAUUUGCUAGUUGACACUACAGCUGAAAUGAACAUUGGGGCAUCUCCAGCCCAGCAGAGCCAAUCGCAGGAUACUUUUGAUCCAUUCAUGCAAGCUAAACCAUCUCAAUCCUCCGCGCCAAAGCAAACCAAAUCUCAAGAUAAGCAGUUUGACAAUAACACGUUUGAUCCAUUUGCUUCACGUCAGACAAGUCAGCAAGCAAUGCCAAAAGCUACACCUAAGCAGGAGAACCAACCAAGUCGAACAGAGGAAAAGGAUGAUUCGUUUGAUCCAUUUGCAUCGUUUGGUCAACCCUCGCCAAGUGCAUCUGGACCUAGCAGUCAGCCAUCUCCUGCCAGUGCUAACAAACCUUUGUUUGAUCCCUUUGGGGCUCAGCCACGUUCAACUCCUUCACCUACACCCGUUUCCACAAGUAAUCUAAGUGCUCCUCAGGGGGGCAUGACAAGGCAGACUCAUAGCAGUGACAACCUUCUUGGGGACUUCGGCAACUUUAGUCAGAAUGGUGGUCCUACAUUGAAACAGAGCAACAGUGGACCAGACCUAAUGUCUGGUUGGAACCAAGGUCCCAGAUCCACUCCCAUGCAGCCUGAACCUAACAGAACUCCCCAGCAUUCUGGCCGUCCCACUCAGUCAGCAAAGGUUGACCCCUUUGCCAGCUUUGGAAACUUCUCAUCCCCCUCCCAGGGGAAACCGAUGGGUGGUGGUCAGGCGAUGGGAGGAGGCCAAGGUAUGGGAGGUGGUCAACCCAGUCCUCAGAAGCAGAGACAGAGCCCAGGUUUUGGCAUGGGUAGGCAGCAACCGAUGAUGUCCCCACAAUCUCCAUCCCACAGGCCAGCUCAGCCCCAGCCAUCACCUCAGAAGACAGCAACACCACCCCCUCAGGCGGCCAAGCCUAACUACUAUGCUGGUGGCUUCUCAUCUAGUGUUAUUGGAGGUAGAGAUGAGAGAGGGAAGAGAGCAGGGGGCUUCAUGACAAGUAAAGCAGCAAAACAAGCCGAUUUUGGUGACCUACUCUCAGACCAGCAGAAGUUCCAGGCCUCUGCCAAGAAGCAUGAACCAAAGACUAUCAAUGAUAUGAAGAGAAAAGAACUAGAAGCUACCACUGAUCCUAAUGUUCUCAAGGUUAGAGACUGGACCAAAGGGAAGGAGAAUAACAUUAGAGCUUUGAUCUGUUCGUUACAUCAAGUAUUAUGGGAUGGCGAAGAGAGAUGGAAACCCGUCGGCAUGCAUCAACUCGUUGAGCACAAUCAGGUUAAGAAAUGGUACAGGAAAGCAGUACUCUCUGCACAUCCUGAUAAACAGACAGGAACACCUUACGAGGAGCUUGCCAAACUGAUCUUCAUGGAGCUCAACGAUGCAUGGUCAGCAUUUGAAGAAUCCGGGUCACAGGCACUCUUCUGAGACACCACCUGAGGUGUUUCCUAAAGUGAUUUUCACAAAUAUUUGUUAUAAGCUACUGGAAAUCAUUAAAUCUGAUUGGCUGAGAGCAAAUUAGAUGGUGAAAAUCACUGACAAAAACUCUUUAUGAAAUGCUCCCAAGGUCACAGUCACUCUAUUGAGACAAUACCUGGGCUACGCAAUACAAAGAUUAGCAAUCAAUGCUUAAUGAACUGACCAAUCAAGAUCAAUGUUACAUGCACUUUUUUUCAAAAUACUGAACAGGAACCAAUCAGAAAUGUUCUUUCAUAUUUGCUUUUCAUCACUAAGCUUUGUGUUACGGGGCUCUGAGGAGUGUUUCAUGAAGCUAAUAUAGACUGAUUUUCACUGACAUAUGUCACAGUCUAUAUAAGAUAUAAGGCACUGGAAAUCAUUGAAUCUGAUUGGCUCAGAGCAAAUUAGUCAGUGAAACCCACCCCUGUAUGUAACAUAGCUGAAGGGAGCUACCAUUUGGUUUAAUGGCUGGUCUUUGGAAGUUUGAAAGACUUUGAAUGGGAUUAAGAGAAUCAACAUUUGUUGAUGCUUCUGUUCUGUGCAAAACCCAGUUCACCAAUAGUCCAAUUGAAUCAAAUAAUGGAGACUUUCGUGACAUCUCAUUUUCAUUGUAUCGCAUGAAUCUCAACAGUGGUUUCAUGUAUCAAUGAAUUUAAGUCCCUUUGAACUAAGAUCUUGGAAUGAGUAGUCUCUUUGGGGUGGUUUACUUUCUGCUAUAAUCAUCUUUAAGUGGCAUAGAAUCAAUUGGCCAUCAAUUGGAAUAGUUUCCAGCCUCAUAAAGUUUAUUGUGUCUGUUGGUGAAUCACUCUUGAAUCUGCAGACAAGAUGAAAAAAGUAUUUCUUACAAACUGCCAGAGUUAUGGGAUCCAGGGAUGGUAAUUCCCAUGAAUUAGGGAGGUUUUAAGGUCCUGGUUGUCUUUGUCAAUUAGGGUUUCAAUAAUGUGUGUGACUAUUCCUUUUCUACCUACUCUCUAAUGUAGCCUCUUGUAACACUAGUACCUAGAGAAUCUAUGAGAUUCUAAGAGAAUCUAUGUUGAAAAUCAUGACAUAAUAUUUACUUCAACAUCAUUAUCCCACAAUCUUUGAGGCUAAUUUAUAUGACCUGACAUGGUGGAUUGAUCAUUAUACCAUAAAACAAGACGUUUCCAAAGUUAUUAAAGCUGACAUUAUUUUAUAUAUGUUUGUAUCAUUUGAAUUAUCUUUUGCAAAAAAUGAAAUUGGAAGAAGGUAUCUGGUUAUGAUCUACUUGAUCUGUCUAAUUCUAGUGGGUUUUUAGGUUACCCUGGUACUGUUGGGAGCCUCUACUCAACAGCAACUUGAAAAAAAUCUGGCGAGUUAUAGUGAGCCAAAAAGUCAUAAUGCUUUUUUCCAAUAACAUCAUUUAACUAUUUUUCUUCAGACAAAGCCACGAAGGUCUGAACAUUGCUAAGUUCUACAUAGGCAUUAAGAUGAGUGUAAAAGGUGGCGCUAUUUGCCACGUUAUAGUUUACAAAUACAGUGUUAAACUCUGAUUAAUAAUUUUGUUAUUUAUUGUUUUGUCAAUUUCCUAUUUAUUGAAUUGUUUUAUAUUCUAAUAUAUUUUAUUGUUUUUAUAACUGCAUAUGCUCCAAAAUUCAAUGUUGAUUAACUUGAAUUUGAUGAAUUUAGAUGUAAAUUAUCCUCUUCCCCCUCCCUCCCUGCCAGUUGGUCUGGAUAAGGACAAAAUAGUAAAAUGUUAAACACCAAAUCAUAGUGGCCCAAGAAGAUUAUAAAUUCUGUUCAUUUCUUGUGGUUAAUUAUGUUCCUUGAUAAAUACUGAUUGUUGAAAACUCCUACUUGAUUCAGGUAAUCUUUCCAUUGAAAUUUCUUGUAGUUCCUGUGAAUUAGGGCAAUACAAUCGACUAGCAAUCAAUUGUCAUUCAAAUUAAUCAUAAUUCCUGCAGUCAGUUGAUUGUUACCUUUCACCUGAAAGUUUGUAUAAUUUGCUAGAUAGUAGAAAUUUAUCUAUUGAUUGUAGCUGUGUAACCAAACUUGGUAUCCUUUGCGAAUAAGUUUCAUGCAAUCCCACAAAGUUUACAUCCAGAUUUCAUAUUUUACUCAUGUGCUCUGUUGGUUAGUGGUAGUGGUUUGUGAAGAGUUUGUAUUUUAUUGAAUUAAUGCAAUAACAAGUAAUCUAUAUAUUGAUGUUUAUUAUUAUUUUUUUUUAAGUUUAAUGAAAUAUUGAUUCAAGUUUGAAAGAUAUGUUUUAGAACAUUAAAGUGGUAAAGAAUUAAUUCAAGUGUAAAAGUUGUGUUGUAGAAAGUUGGUUAAUUGAAUAUUUGUCCCCACCCCCCCCCCUUGAUAUGACUAAAGUUAAAUCCCCUGGAAGUAUUGAGUAUUCUCCAUAUUGAAUAUUUCAUAUUUACUGCAAUAUCAUGUUGAAUGGUCAGUAGAUAGAAGUUAUUUUUAGCAAAAUGCAGAAUUAUUAAUUGAGAACUUGGUUUGUCUUCUUGAGCUCAGUUUGGAUGUUUUGUCAGAAUCAGUCAUAUAACAGUAUUUGAGAAUAUAUCUACAGUGUAAUUACAAUAAUUGAUGUAUUUGACCCACAAAUAUAUUAAUCAAAUUAUAAAGUCAAAUUUAUGUCAGAAUAGUCAAAUAUGUUGACAUUCACCCUCUCCCCUCUCUGUGAUCUCCAACAGACUACUAUUAUAUUUAUAACCCCGACGAUGUCCCCGAUGUUUUCCGUUAUUCUGAGCUAAUAUUUUACAUAAUUAUUGCAUUAUUAGUUCAAAUGUUCUUAUUUAUUAAUAUUUUGACCUCCAUUCUCAAAUAACUAGUUUAAAUGUUCUUUUUGAUAAACUAUUCUGACCUCUGUGUUCCAUAUUCAAAUAUUCUGAUGGUGGUACCGAACGUUGACAGUAUUAUACCCUGCCCAAAAUAGCAAAUUGGUAUCAUGUAUUACAUGUACUUCAUUUGAAAACAAGUUGCAUUAAAAAACACAGAUCGUCAUGUAUUGAUUUAUUGAAAGAAAAAUGAGAGGCAUGACAGAAUCUGAAGUGCAAAGUAGAAAGUGAAAGACAAUUUAGAUUUAUACAUUGUGUUUAGAUUGAUGUACUGUGCAUGUUUCCAAGACUAACAAUGUAUUCAAAUCAUGAGAUUAUCACAUUGGAACCAAAUCUUUCUCGAAUACAUCCCAUGUUAUUUCUGAAAGUUGGGGUCCAUCACUUGGGAAAGAAAUGUAUACCACGAAAGUCUAUGAAUGGCCAGGUUGGUGUUUCAUAAAGCUGUUCGUAAAGUUACGCACAACUUCACGCACGAUUGGAACAUGAUCUUAGGGGGUAAGUGAGCUACAGAGGAAUAGUGUGGCACAAGAAAGGUCACCAGUCUUGCGUAACUUUACGAACAGCUUUAUGAAACACCCACCAGGACCUUUAAUUCAAGGUUUUUUGUUGAAAAUUUGGGCCAGCAAUAUACAAAGGUUGGGCUGUGUAAAUGCGUAGCUGCACUUUUAUGAAAAGGACCUGCAUUUAUUUACAAAAAAGUGGCCUGGCUUUUUGUCCAUAACUAGUAGUGUGAAGGUUUACAUACUCUAUAUUUCUCAUGCUUAUAAUGUGUGUGAGAAUAUAUGAAAAGAAAAUGUGAUUCCCAUGACAUUCCAGUUUAUUUUAGAUGUGAUACGUGUGUCUAAUACAUACUCAUUGCUAUAGACAGAGUAUUUGUGGGUAAUAUUUGUAUGUAUUUUAGUACUAUUGAGGGUUAUUUUUAUGAAAUAGUAACAAAUAAUUAUUGCUGAAUGAAUUGACAGUAUAUUAUAGUGCCCAUGAUAC